This is a messenger RNA of Vombatus ursinus (common wombat), 2486 nucleotides long. It is a transcript of the gene TMC8, whose product is annotated as transmembrane channel like 8. Gene Ontology annotation, molecular function: mechanosensitive monoatomic ion channel activity. The transcript is spliced from 14 exons. The record is from RefSeq and is a predicted model, not a curated record. The coding region runs from base 124 to 1935 and encodes 603 amino acids. Lineage: Eukaryota; Metazoa; Chordata; Mammalia; Diprotodontia; Vombatidae. Gene Ontology annotation, cellular component: plasma membrane.
AGUUCAGUAGAGUAAAGUAGACAUGCAUCACAGAGAGAGAGGCAUUGCAUCAGGCAAGGAACGCAACAAACACUGUGAGUACUCAGAGCAUAUUCAUCCUUUGGGGUCAAGGCUUCCACAGAGAUGGCCUCUUUCCUCCUAAGGCAGAGGUCUACCCAAUCAGACAUAGAACCUCCUGAAUCACUGGGUGAAGAACUCUGGGAGGAGGAGAUGGAGAGAAUAUGCAGCACCAAGGUACCACUACAGGCGCUGCCCUAUGCCAUGAUGGACAAACGGCUCAUCAGGCACCUCCGGGAGCCAGAUGGGGUAAAGACCUCUUUCUGGGAACAGUGGAAGAAGAAAUGGCAACGUGUCCAUCAGCAGUUCCUGGAUGUGAGCCACAGGCUUAUGGGGACCUUUGGGCUCUGGAAGACUGACCUCUAUGAGAUUGGAGGGCUCUUUGGCACAGGGAUCCGGUCCUAUUUCACUUUCCUUCGUUUCCUGUUGGUCCUCAACCUGCUCGCCUUUCUGCUGACCUCCAGUUUGGUGCUGCUGCCUCUGGCCUGGCUCCAUUCACCUGACCCAGGCCCUGCCCCCAACACCUCAUACCAUUGCCCUACCAGCCGUGAGCCCCAGCCUGAUCUGAGCCAAAUACAUUUGCACUUGUGGGAUGUCUUCACUGGCAGGGCUCUCAGCAACACCUACCUCUUUUAUGGUUCAUAUCGAAUGGGGCCAGAGAGUGAUUCCCAGUACAGUGUUCGCCUGGCCUACCUCCUCAGUCCACUAACCUGCCUGCUCCUCUGCUUCUGUGAGAUUGUACGACGCAUGGUGAAGGGGCUGAUCCAAAAGCAACUGCUGAGCAAGGAUUACAGGCCCCGACUCAGCAGCAAGGUGUUUGUUUCCUGGGAUUUCUGCAUCCAAAGCCGGGAAGCUGCCAUCAUCAAGCAACACAGCAUCAGCAACGAAUUCAAGAUUGAGCUCCAAGAGGAGCAGCGCUUCCUGCAGAUGCAGCAGCAAACGAGAAAGCAAAGGGCCCGACAGCUUCUUUCUUAUGUGGGAAUCAACAUGUUCAUCGGACUCUUGGUGGUUGGGGGUAUCAGUGCCAUCUACUGGGCCACCAAGUUCUCUCAGAACUACAAAGAUGAGUCCCUCUCUUUGCUGCUUCAGUACCUGUCCCCUGGAGUCAUUUCCCUUGUCAACACUCUGGGGCCUCUGUUGUUUGGAUUCCUGGUCCAAAUGGAGAAUUAUCCCCCCAACACCGAGAUCAAUCUCACCCUUUUCUGGUGCGUGGUUCUGAAGCUGUCUAGCUUGGGCAUGUUCCUUUUUUCACUGAGACAGCAAGCAGUGCUAUGUACUGGCAGAAGUGACCAUUCCAGCUGUGAGCCCCAUGAUUAUAAUCAAUGUGACCAGUGCUGGGAGAACUCAGUGGGUCAGGAGUUAUACAAGUUGAGCAUAUUUGACUUCUUCCUCAUGCUGGCCUUUGCCUUCUUGAUCACCCUGCCAAGGAGGCUGCUGGUAGAUCAUCUUUCAGGCCAGUUCUGGGUCUGGCUGGGCAGAGAAGAAUUUCUGGUACCCAAAAAUGUGCUGGACAUUGUAGCUGGACAGACGAUCACCUGGAUGGGACUUUUCUACUGCCCCCUACUGCCUCUGCUCAGCAGCAUCUUCAUCUUCUUCACCUUUUAUGUCAAGAAGUACACUCUCCUCAGGAACUGCAAGCCCCCCCGUCGCCUCUUCCAAGCCUCCAGCGCCACCUUCUUCUUCCAGCUGGUCCUCCUGCUGGGCCUCCUCGUGGCCUCUGUGCCUCUGCUCUAUGUCAUCAGCAGGACCCUGGUAAAUAAAGAUUUGAGGAGAAAAAGACCAACAAAGUGGUUUCUGAUGAUUAUCUUUCCCCUCAUAAGGAAGUUUAUGGCAUGCUCACUCCAUUUGGAGAAGAAGCCACUUGAUGGGAUGGAGUAAUAGGAGACCUAUUCACUGCUAUGCAGAACUAGCUAUCUCUUCUUCCACUACCUUUGAAAAGAGGACUUGCUGAUAACAACGCAAGCAACAGGGCAUGGGACUUGAAUAACAGGCGACUGAGGCUGCUCGAGACUCCUGCUGUGGAAGAAGUAGAGCCUGGAGCAGAGAUGGAGACUAAAAGAUGCUGAGUCCCAAGACUGGCUGUUGUGAUUUCCACUGGGCUGGUGAGCUAACUGGAGAGGGCAGGUCAGUUUCCUUUCACUGUUAUUCCCUGCUUUCUACUCUCUAUAAUCCACAGAUAGGAUCACACACACACACACACACACACACACACACACACACACACACACACCUUGCCUUCCCAUAUUCCUUUCUAUCAUCUGUGGUUAUGAACAAUUAAGGACUUUUUCCUGCCACCUCCAAAGAACUAGGAGGGCAAGUGGGGAGAGGUUGAUGAGAUAGCUUCAUGUGGAACAUGUGAAUCAUUUACUUUGUCUUUUUUGUUGUUGUUGUUGUUAUAUUCAAUAAACUUUGUGAUCAUGGUGUGUUAA